UGGACCCUAAACCCCGUCCCGGGUCAACGAAAGGCCCCUUCCCCCCCAGCAUCCGAGAGUCCAUGACGGGAGCUGACGCGGAGCUAGUACGAGAACGGCAUGUGAUUCGAGCUUAAAGGCAGAAGAACCCAUUCUAGUCCUACCUACCGUCCAAGUAGCAGCCAUCGCGCAUCGCGUAUCGAAGCGACCUUCAGGCCCCUCCACUAAGCUGCAGGAAAGCCAAGACUUGAGAGGAACCAACAGCAGGCAAGCGCAUUGUCAUCACUCCUCCCCACCAACCAGGUACCUCCUCGUAUUUUGUCAAGGCCAUUACUUCUUCUCCACGCAUCUCCAUCGACGACCACGACGACCACGAACACGACCUCGGGAGGCACGUGCUUGUCGCUGUUAUUAUCAAGAGAGUUGCUACCCCGGAGACUAUCUGAGAGCAUUUGUCCCCAGAUUAUUCCCAAAUAUUGGACCUCCGUCGACUGUCCUCCUUCACCAACAUUCGACCCAUUUUACCAGUUAUCGAAGCUCAAUCUCAGGUAAACCAUUCCUAACCCGGGUAUUUCCUGUCGCCUCUUGUCUCGUCUCAUCCCAUCUCCGUCGCCAUCGUCUCGCCUUCUCUCCGACACCCACGCCCACGGUCCCUGCGCAAACCGCAACAGCAUCACUCCUCCGCUUGGCUGUCGUCGUUGGAUGCUGGGUGCCGGGUGCCGGGUAUGCAUGUGCUGGCGAUGCUUCGGUUCCAUAUUUGCAAACCCCUCCCGUACACCCCGUACACAUGAAACCAAACGAACCCGGCUGCCACCCCCAGCCCACGCGGCAUCAACCAUCAUCCAUCAAACCUACCCUCGCCUUGCCCCCCCUCGACUCGCACGCGUUGUCCAUUUCUAAUUGAGCUUAAAUUCAAAACCCAAGAUGGCAUGAAAGCCUUGCUCGUCCUUACAUUACCUAAAACGACCCUUACCUCGAGCUUAACCAACUAACUCUUGGGAAACAACGAUUUAGUUUUUGUUUGUCGAGUUGCUAUCGUCUGCCGUCAGCCGAGCAUCGUUACUUACUCCCGUCCCACACAGAGAGGAACGCCAACGCGCCGCGCACACUUGGAGACAUUGUCGUCACGUCGUAACUGUUAUCAUCGGUUGAGCGUCAGGUGUGAAAUCAGCUCAAGCUCUCGGUCAUCACCCCGACUGGACAGUGCGACACUCUUCUAUCCUCCAUUGUUUGCGCGUCUUCAUCACCAUCCUCAUCAUCGUCACCGUCCUCAUAACAUCUUACUCGGCGCCGGAGCAGCUUUUCCCCCCCCCUCCUCAUCACAGAGCAAGAACAAGAACAAGAAUAACCCUUCUCUGCCGAAGAACACAACGAAGUUACCCACGCGCUGCACCACCGACUAGAGGCGAAUUCACACAAUGGCGCCUCCCCCGUGGCGCGGAGCGCUCAUCACCUCAGCUGCCGUCACCGUGUUCCUGGCUUUGCGCCAGCCCGUCUUGUCGAGAUGUAACAUCUUCUGCACCUUCGCCGGCGCCUACGUGCUCCAAAUGGUCGCAUGGGGCAUCUUCGUCGUACUCCUGUUCCCCCAGUACCUCUCCAGCCUCCGCUCCAUCCCCGGGCCUAAGGACGACCACUGGUUGAUGGGACAGUACCCGAGAAUCAUCCGCGAGCCCACAGGCGUGCCCAUGAUGGAAUGGGUCAACACCAUCCCCCACGAAGGCAUCAUCCGCUACCGCGGCUUGUUCAACCAGGAGCGUCUCUUGAUCACGUCGCCCAAGGCCUUGGCUGAGGUGCUCGUCACACGCAACUACGACUUCCACAAGCCCAGCGCCGUCCGCUCCUCCAUCGGCCGCAUCCUCGGCGUCGGCGUGCUACUGGCCGAGGGCGACGAGCACAAGUUCCAGCGCAAGAACCUAAUGCCGGCCUUCGCCUUCCGCCACGUCAAGGACCUGUACCCUCUCUUCUGGAGCAAGGCCUGCGAGGGCGUCCAGGCCAUCACCGACGCCGUUCACGCCGAUGCCGCCAAAGGCCCGCCGGAAGGGCUUACCGAAACCGAGAAGGCCGCCAUGGGCCCUAACGUCGCCGUCCUCGAGAUCGGUAACUGGGCCUCGCGCACCACCCUCGAUAUCAUAGGCAUGGCCGGCAUGGGCCGCGACUUUGGCGCCAUCCGCGACCCUUCCAACCCGCUGGCCCAGACUUACCAGCAUGUCUUCAAGCCGAGCCGCCAGGCCCAGAUCCUCGCCGUCCUCGGCAUGUUCCUGCCGGGGCCACUCGUCCACCACCUGCCCUUCUCGCGCAACGGCGACAUCGCAAAGGCGGCCAACACCAUCCGCGCCACCUGCCGCGAGCUCAUCCGCGAGAAGCAGGACAAGCUGCGCCACAAGAAGCUCACGGAUGUCGAUAUCCUCUCCGUCGCCCUCGAGUCCGGCUGCUUCACCGAGGACAACCUCGUCGACCAGAUGAUGACAUUCCUCGCCGCCGGCCACGAGACCACCGCCUCGGCCAUGAUGUGGGCCAUCUACUGCCUCUGUCUCCACCCGGACGUCCAGUCACGCCUGCGCCGUGAGGUCCACGACCGCCUCCCGGCCCCCGGAACCCCGGGCGACAUCACCGCCCUCGACAUCGACCACAUGCCCUACCUCAACGCCGUCUGCAACGAGGUGCUCCGCUACUACUCCCCCGUGCCCAUGACCCUGCGCGAGGCCGUCGUCGACACCGUCAUCGACGGCCACAAGGUGCCCAAGGGCACCCGCAUCAUGCUCUGCCCCUGGGCCAUCAACAAGGACACGGCCUUGUGGGGCCCGGACGCCGGCCGCUUCGACCCGGAGCGCUGGCUAGUCCGUAGUGACGGCAGCGGCGGCGAUAACAACGCCGAGAGCAAGAAGACGGCGGCCAGCGGCGGCGCCACGAGCAACUACGCCUUCAUGACGUUCCUGCACGGUCCGCGGAGCUGCAUUGGACAGGGCUUCGCAAAGGCCGAGUUCGCCUGCAUCCUCGCCUCCUGGAUCGGCCGCUUCGAGUUCAGCCUGCGAAACAAGGAAGAGUACGAUGAGAAGAACAUGUCCAUCAAGGGCGGCGUGACGGCGCGGCCGUCAAAGGGCCUGCACGUGUACGUCAAGGUCGUCGACGGGUGGUGAUGGGAAAGGAGUAGGUGUUCUUUUGUGUCUGCGUGGUCUGCGGAUGUGUUUGUUGUGCUGUAAGGUAAUGAAACGGACGCGUGACGCAGCAUAUGGCUUGACUAGGCUAGGUUACCUGGGUCGAAGAGGGGGGGAUAUAUACUUGGACAUGGGAAAACAUGAACGCACGGCGCGAAUUGGACUUUCGGCGGGGAGGUUUUCCCUGGCUGGUAUUGGGUGCUUUCUCGGAAGGGAAGGGUAGAUGACAGUGCUGGAUCCUAUCAGUAACAUGUACGCCGUAUAAAAUACAACCCGUCCUCUG
Molecule: messenger RNA, 3417 nt
Organism: Colletotrichum destructivum
Lineage: Eukaryota; Fungi; Ascomycota; Sordariomycetes; Glomerellales; Glomerellaceae
Product: Putative cytochrome P450
Exons: 2
Coding region: 1398-3116 (572 amino acids)
Molecular function (GO): heme binding; oxidoreductase activity, acting on paired donors, with incorporation or reduction of molecular oxygen; iron ion binding
Source: RefSeq, a predicted model, not a curated record